Molecule: messenger RNA, 4032 nt
Organism: Monopterus albus (swamp eel)
Lineage: Eukaryota; Metazoa; Chordata; Actinopteri; Synbranchiformes; Synbranchidae
Gene: galnt9
Product: polypeptide N-acetylgalactosaminyltransferase 9
Exons: 11
Coding region: 924-2738 (604 amino acids)
Biological process (GO): protein O-linked glycosylation
Cellular component (GO): Golgi apparatus
Molecular function (GO): polypeptide N-acetylgalactosaminyltransferase activity
Source: RefSeq, a predicted model, not a curated record
UGCUGAAUAUUCAUGAUUGUGCCUCCAAACGUCAGGACGCAGCGGCAGCUCUUCCUCCUGACAGAGAGCGGUGGGGCUGGGAGGAGAGGCAGGAUGCCAGAGUCCGGCUGCAUCUCUCCCACCGACACCGAGCAUCGGUAUCAUUUGACAACAUUUGAGGGCAAAUCUGCUCUCAGCUCAUCCUGCUCUGCGCCGACAACAAGGGAAUCAACGAUGGACUGACGGAACACACAAACAGAGCGAAGGAGAAGGAGGGAGAGAGAGAGAGAGGGGGGACAGAGAGAGAGAGAGAAACGCUGCCUUGUUAUUGGCACAUGCACAUAUUUUCUGGACAUAUGCUCCUCGGGUUUUGCAGAGCGGGACAGAUCGAGUGACCACAACGCCUUUGAAAAGGAAGAUGAUCCAGCAAAGCAGUGAUAGCGGGAGGAUGCUUCGAUACGAGCGGUUCUUGCAGUGUAGCUCCUGCAAGAUGGACCAGACAGAUUGAGGCUAAGGAACUGGCGACUUAUCACUUUGCGGAGGAGAGAUGUUUUGCUUUUGCCUCAGGCUGUUUUAGAGGAUGAAUACCUUCCCUGGCCUCAUUUCUCGAGUGUAAUAUAUAGCUCAGCGUGCAGCUGUUUCUCGGAUAGUGAAGCCCAUAAACGCAUCUCUUAGACGCUGCAGCCGAGCGCCCUGGUCCCCAGCAACGUUUCCCACCUUGAACUUCCAUGUGACGGCUGUGAUGCCCCGCUACGAGGUGAGAGCAGCCCCCUGAGCUGUCCGCGGUGCUGAACGGAUCAGCCGGGUCCUCGGGUCUCCACGAGUUGACCUUCUCUCCACCGAGCAGAAAAUCCACCUGCAACACACAGUAAGGUAGCAAAGCAGGCCACCGCACACGGACAGCUGCUGGGCUUGACCGAGUCAGCCAGACAAUAUUCUCUUUGAUGGCUGUGGCACGCAAAAUCAAAACUUUGCUGACCGUCAACAUUUUAGUGUUUGUGGGGAUUAUCCUGUUCUCGGUGUACUGCAGGAUCCAGGACCGAUCCGAGGAGCUCAUCCAGGUAGGGCGUCUUUCCGACCAGAGGCUGCGAGCCAGGAAUGGCAAAGUUUCCAACCUGGUGGACAGACAGUCUAUUCUUCAGAGGCUGGAGAGGCUGGAGGAUGUGGUCUACAAUCAGCUGAACGGUUUGGCAAAGCCCAUGGGGUUGGUGGAGGGACCCGGAGGCCUUGGCCAGGGGGGAGCUGCUGCCACUCUCGGAGGGGACAGUCGCGAUGCUGAAGGGAAGUACGAGGAGUACGGUUACAAUGCUCAACUCAGUGACCGCAUCUCCCUGGACAGGAGCAUCCCCGACUACAGGCCGAAAAAGUGUAAGCAGUUGACAUACCCAGCAGACCUUCCUCAGAUCUCUGUGGUCUUCAUCUUUGUGAACGAGGCACUGUCAGUGAUCCUGCGGUCGGUCCACAGUGUGGUCAACCACACACCAGCACAUCUGCUUAAAGAGAUCAUACUGGUGGAUGACAACAGUGACAGUGUGGAGCUGAAAUUCAAUUUGGACCAGUAUGUGAACAAACGCUACCCAGGCCUGGUAAAGAUUGUGAGGAACAGCAAGCGGGAGGGUCUGAUCCGAGCCAGAAUACAUGGCUGGAAUGCGGCCACGGCUCCUGUUGUCGGCUUCUUUGAUGCCCACGUCGAGUUCAACACUGGCUGGGCUGAACCUAUUCUGACCCGAAUGAAGGAAGAUCACACCCGCAUUAUCCUGCCUGCCAUAGACAACAUCAAAUACAACACAUUCGAGGUGCAGCAGUAUGCCAACGCUGCCCACGGCUACAACUGGGGCCUGUGGUGUAUGUACAUCAUCCCUCCACAGGAGUGGCUGGACAAGGGCGAUGAGACAGCUCCUAUCAGAACUCCAGCUAUGAUUGGCUGCUCCUUUGUGGUUGAUCGAGAAUACUUUGGCAAGAUUGGUCUACUGGAUCCUGGCAUGGAGGUCUACGGAGGGGAGAAUAUUGAGCUGGGCAUGCGGGUGUGGCAGUGUGGAGGGAGUAUGGAAGUCCUGCCAUGUGCCAGAGUGGCCCACAUCGAGCGCACCAAGAAGCCCUACAACAAUGACAUAGAUUACUACGCCAAGCGCAAUGCUCUGCGGGCCGCUGAGGUGUGGAUGGAUGAAUAUAAAUCCCAUGUCUACAUGGCAUGGAACAUUCCCAUGAAUAAUCCCGGAGUCGAUUUUGGGGAUGUCUCAGAGCGCUUGGCCUUAAGGAAGAGGCUGCAGUGUCAGAGUUUUCGAUGGUACCUUGAACACGUCUACCCGGAGAUGCGGAUCUACAACAACACUAUCACAUAUGGCGAGGUGAGGAACAGCAAGGCCAGUGGCUACUGCCUGGACCAGGGCUCUGAGGACGACGACAAAGCCAUCCUGUACCCCUGCCAUGGCAUGUCCUCCCAGCUCGCCCGCUACUCUACUGAGGGGUUGCUGCAGCUAGGACCCCUGGGCUCGACCACCUUCCUGCCUGACACAAAAUGCCUCGUCGAUGAUGGCAGAGGACGUACUCCCAGUCUGAAGAAAUGCGAUGUAGUUUCAAGGAUUUCCCAGAGGCUUUGGGACUUCACACAGAAUGGUCCAAUAAUCAGCAGGGACACUGGCCGAUGCUUGGAGGUAGAAAUGUCCAAAGAUGCCAACUUUGGCCUUCGUCUGGUGGUCCAGAGAUGCUCCGGUCAGAAGUGGAUGAUACGAAACUGGAUCAAACAUCCCAGACACUGAAGCCAGAGAACAACCUCUGAGACAGUUUGGGCAGUGUUUCAAGUUGGACCUGUGGACAACUCAUAGAAGAGCAGGGCCUGGCGGUGCUAGUGUGGUGUAUUUCACACUACAGACUGCACUGCACACUGAGCAUCCCUCAGGCCAAGAGCUUUCUAACACCAGGUCCUAAAGAAGACUAUGAUCAAUUCAUGCGUCCUGCCGAGCUGUGUGUUCACAGAGACCUUAUGGCGAGUUGCACUGCUCGAAAUGAUCCACAUUUCUGACAGCAAACUACAUACAGAGAACAGAGACAAGACACCACAUUGCAGUGCAGCUCCUGAAGGUGGUCCAAAAUCCUGAUAACUCUUUUAUUUCUACUGUAAAACUCUCAGCUCUUUGGAGAGUGUGUGUUUGUGUCUUUUCUGAGCAAGCAAAUCAAAAGACAUAAUUGCCAUGAGUUUCCACAUCCAAGUGAUUAUUUUGGGAUGUGAUUUGGAAAAUUGCCGUGGACAUAUUGUGCUGUCUGGGCAAGACAUGUAACAGGCUUCACCGAGGCUGCCCAUCAUCUGAUGGGGAGACAUUUCACCUGCACUCACCCAAACCACCACAGUUUGUUGUUUCUUUGGACUGUAUUGCUCCCUGUGGACAGGAGCAAUCAUGUGCCUUUUUUCUCAUGUUUCCGCUUCAUUUGACCAGGGAAUGUCACUCCCAAAAGCAUGUACAAAAUUGUUUGAAAGUUAUUAAUAUAUAAAACAAUGUAUAAAACAGUCUAAUGAUAGUAAUAUAUUGUAAAAAGUCACAAAAUGAUAUCCGUCCAAUGAUAAUCAUUAGAAUAAUAAAAUCAUUUUUACAGUAUGGUGAGCUGUCUCCCUCUCUCUCUCUCUCUCUCUCUCUUUCUGUUGCAUUUAUUUGACACUUUAACCAUUAAUUCAAAUAAUGAAAAGUCCAAUAUAAAAACUAUGCAUUUUCUUUUGUAGUCUUGUGAAAGUAGUUGCUAAUUACACCAGCACAAUUACCUAUCUGUUGAAUUUACAUCCACCUCAUGCCUCCAUCGGGUUUCAAGCCCUUUGUACCAUACCUGUUUCAAACUGCCAGCUGGACAAUAGGCCUUCAGAAACCGAUGAAAGCUUGCUUUUUAUUUCAUGCUCAGCCAGAAAUGUGACAGUUUUAUUUUGACAGGUUGUGAAGAACACUCUGGAUGAAAGUGUCUUUUGACAUGCUUUUAACUUUAAUAACAAAACGUUCCAGAAACACCCACAAUCUUUUUUUUUUAAGUUAUGCAACAUAUUUAAUUGACAUGCAAUGUAUAAUAAAU